Phoenix dactylifera (date palm) is the source of this 2020-nucleotide messenger RNA. Its product is annotated as transcription factor MYB61. NCBI's taxonomy places the organism in Eukaryota, Viridiplantae, Streptophyta, Magnoliopsida, Arecales, Arecaceae. The record is from RefSeq and is a predicted model, not a curated record.
CCACCAUUAUAGGAGCAAACAUUUAUCUCAGAGCCUGAUGAGACCUACAUUGCAAGAUGAUCAAUCCCCUAUCCCCACCUCAAAAAGAAGGAAAUAAAUGGAGAAAAGAAAUUAAAAAACCUCAAACCCAAUCACACCCAGUCGAUUGUCACCUUCACAUCUCUCUCUCUCUCCAAGCUUGGCCUUCUCCUCCUAAUUCAAUUCCUCCUCUCCGUUGCCACUUCAUUUCCUAGAGACCAACACCCAAUCCUCGUACUCACAAAAGCUACCCCCUCGAGCUGAAAGGAUCCAAUACCAAAUUCUCUGGAGAUUUGAAGGCCUCGGUGGCAUUGUGGUUAUCUCGCCCAAAAUGGGGAGACACUCCUGCUGCUACAAGCAGAAGCUAAGGAAAGGCCUCUGGUCCCCGGAGGAGGAUGAGAAGCUCCUCAAGCACAUCACUAAGUAUGGCCAUGGGUGCUGGAGCUCUGUGCCCAAGCUAGCAGGUCUUCAAAGGUGUGGAAAGAGCUGCAGAUUGAGGUGGACAAAUUAUCUGAGGCCUGAUCUCAAGAGAGGCUCUUUUUCAAAGCAGGAGGAGAACCUCAUCAUCGAACUCCAUGCGGCCUUGGGCAACAGAUGGUCUCAAAUUGCAGCUCAGCUGCCUGGGAGGACAGACAACGAGAUUAAGAACCUGUGGAACUCCUGCAUCAAGAAGAAGCUAAGGCAGAGAGGCAUUGAUCCCAACACCCACAAACCACUUUCUGAGACCAAAGGCGGAGAGGAUAAGGUCCUCACAAUCAGCGACAAGACUUCCGGAUCAAACGAGCUGAAGCUUCUUGCCCCCACCUCAGGGAAUUUAAGCUCAAUAGUUCCUCAGCCAGCUCCUCCAUCGAUGUCAAUGGCGGACAGGAACCAGACUGAGAGGUCAAGCUCGAAGAAUUUCGUAACAUCCACCAAAGAUUUCUCUCUAGACCAGUUCGCCGCCGCAAGCCAUGAGAGCUCCAAUUCAAUGGACUACUUUCCCCUUCGGAAUUCAGUUUACAGUCCCAACUUAUCGAUGCACCAAAAUCUGCCUCUCUGGUUUAAUCAGAAUUCGAGGCUGUUCGACAUGAAUUCCGAGUUAAAUUGCGGCAUGAAAUCGACUGCUGUUCCAUCAGGCUCCAGGCCGAUCGUCUCGACCUCCAUGGAUUUAAAGCCCAUAGUUAGCAUUGCAGAGGAGGACUCUCUCCCAGGUUUCCAGUAUUUGGAGGCCGGCAACUCUAGCAACAACAGUGCAAGUACCGGGAACCCUAGCAGUGGGACUGAGUUGCAGAGCAACAAUUCUCUCUUUGACAGCAGCAUCUUCCAAUGGCCAGACCUGCUACUAAACAAACAAGCUCAAAUCCAACUCGGAGCGGAACCGGAGGACCUCAAAUGGUCUGAGUACCUUAACGGCGCCAUCUCUCCAUCCACGGAUUUCCAAAACCAAAGCCAACUUUUUAAUGGUUCUGUCAAAGAAGAGAACCAGUUUUUGACUGAUGGGUUGAGCUCAUGGCUGCAACCUCCUGAAUUAUUUGGUAAGGACCUGAAGAAAAUUUCCACAGCUUUCAAACAAAUUUAAAUUAGCAAUACGCGUGCUAGUCCUUGUGGAGCCUCUAAUUCAUAGAGUGGGAGGGGAGACAUACAGAAGCAGUCCUUGUUCACAAGAGUUGUCAACUUAGAAACGCUUGAAAUAAGAAAGAACGGCUUCUUCUAAUAACUUACAGUGGGUGCACCACAAAAUUUUUCUCAUGUAAAUAGGCUCUCGUGAUAAAAAAACCUUAGCCCUUAUUGAUCUUUGAUGGCCGUGAGAUUACAAGUGCUGAAUAAAGCUUGUUUCAGUAAAUGUUUUUAUUUUUUUAUUGGAUUUCAUCAUUUCGGAACUCGCAUAUUGAUAGUGUCUCAUGUAAACAAUCAUGUAUGUAUAACAAGGUACGGCAUUAGAUUACGGAGACAAGGUUCGAACUCAGGACCUCUGCUUUGAUAUCAUGUUAAAAUUACCACUUGUCCUAAAAGCUUAAAUUGA